CUGGUAGUGUAGUAGUCUCAUCGUACAGAAGCACUACAGCGUACGUACAUUUCACUAUAAAAAAUACAUAGUAAAUGUAAUUGUUUUUUAAACACUUUUCGAACAAKAAGUCUAUUUCAAUCUACAAUUUUUACGUUACGACCUUUAGACCGUUGUGCUUACAUUUAUUUUAUAAAGUGUCGUAAAAACAUUAUAAUGGUGCGCUCUCAUUUAUAUAGUUAAAUCGAGAUUUGUCUGGUCACAUGAUGGCUGCAAUGCCUGGYACGUUCUCAUUGUCAUACAAAAGUCGGUGCAUCGACAGUGGUGGUUCGAUAGGAGGUAUCGCAGGAGGAGUAGCGGAACAAAUUCCGUGCCGUUAUUACAGUACGGAAAGGAGGCAACACAGGUAUUCGUCGUUUUCUAUACUGAAAUGGUUCCGGCGGAGCAAGCACUACGAUGAUGAUACAGCCUGGUUCCGGGACAAUCUGCAGCGCAUUCGGCAAGCGUACGUGGAACAGGAAGCGGACUACGCGGUAAUUACGCCAGUCGCGGCACGUCGCAGAUCGACAGCCGCUGCCACGUGGUCUAGGUGGUCCGGUAGUACAACGACCGUGUACAGUUUCGCGUAUGUAGAUGGAGCGUCACGGGAUAAUGACAAGAAAGGUGUCGUCCUAUCGGAACUGGACAGGCAUAAAGCAGAUGACGACGAUGUGGUCGAAUAUAUCGAUGCGGCCACACUGCCGGUGGCGCAUCGACGGCGAACCGACCAUGGUCAGCCGCACUCAACGUCAACUUCGGCUGAGACAAAUACUCACAAUAACGAGYCCGUUAUGACGGGAACUAUGACGGCCAUCAGGAGACGUAACAAGAGGGCGGCUCCGCUUCCGCCGGCAUUGACGGUCGAACCUGCCACUGUUCCCGUCAAAGCAGUAAACACUGCGACAGUACAGCGACGCCCGGUUGGUACGUUUUCCAGGAAAAAGUAUAGGGCACCUCAGCCGCCGGCAAACUGGUCGGGACCACGGCCGCAGCAGGAGCAACGUGGGCCCUGCCGUCGAGCCACUCCAGUGCAGCGCCACAGAAAGGGUCCGGCGCCCAAGCCACCUAUUGUACAACAACUGCAGCCGAAGCUAGUCAUCACCAAUGCCAGUGGCGAUCUGGAAGCCGGUUCAAAUGUCAAGCGAAAAAUCUCGCAGUACGAGAGAGACCGACUCAUGCAACGGGUGGACAAGAUUGAAAAGCAUUUUUUGGAUAAGACGGCGACRGUUCCAAAGGCUCAAGCAUCGAGGAUCGAUCGUCGCCACGAGUUCGYGUCACCAUCGGCUUUGUACACAGCUAUGGCUGCUACAAAUCUGACCGAGCUGGACAAGCGAGCAGCCGAGAUAUGUAAGCAGAAGAACCGCUACGGGAUUGGCGUACCACUGACAGCUGACCACAAGAACGCCAUCGUCAUGGCCGUCAUUCGGAAAUCGUAUUCGACAACGACGGCGACUGCCGAAGAUACUAUUCAAUCAGACAAAGUGCCUGCGCCGUCUGCAGUGGACGAUGAAAAGCUACUCAUAAGACAUAAGCGCUUAGCGUUUUUCCAACAACAGCGGUCAACAAGACCAGCCGUUGAUGGUGACACUGGUUCAGRGAGGAGCACGACCACUGUUCCGAAACUAAUGUUGCAGGGAAUGCAGACGGAUUUCAAGUCCACCGCUGCCGUCACCGUCGGGGCCAAAACCUCYAAGGUCGACGUGACACCUGUGGCCGACACGGUCGUCUGUAGUGGCGGCAGAAGGUGUUCGUCUGCAGAUACUAAAAAUUUGCCAUCUGCAGUUAAAGAUAAUAAUUGUUAUCAGCAAUUAAUGGCCAUGGAAAUGCAAAGUGACCUUGUACUUCAUUACGGUCCCUUUGAAUGCGCUGUGUGUUUAUGUACAUAUGAUAAUAAUGGCGUUGUGUUACGUGAUUGUUUGCAUGUAUUUUGUAGACUUUGUCUAAAAAUGACAAUCGAUCAUUCGAAUGCUGAACAAGUUGAAUGUCCGUAUAUAGAUGAGCGGUAUUCUUGUACGGGGGUUUUGCAACAUCGUGAAAUAAAAAAGAUAUUGGAUUCGGAUGAAGAAUAUGAAAAUUUUUUGCAAAGGUCAGUGGAACGAGCCAGACAGUUGUUGGCGAAAGAGCAAAACGGCGGAUCUUUUCAGUGCAGUCGACCUGAUUGUACGGGUUGGUGUUUGAUCUAUGAUAAGAAUGACGUCUUGGAUUUUAAGUGCCCCGUUUGUGGGACAGUAACGUGUGUUCGGUGUGGUUCAAUUCACAUAGAAGGAAAAGGAUGUAAAAAGUUCAUAGAAAAAAAUGACUGCGAUGGCACGCUCGAGAGUCUUAUAAAACGUGGAGAUGCUAUGCCAUGUCCAGGAUGUAGCACAAUUCUGUCAAAGCAGCAAGGCUGUGAUUGGAUUAAAUGUUCCGUAUGUUUUAUGGAGAUUUGCUGGGCAACUAAAGGUCCUAGAUGGGGACCUAAAGGAAAAGGAGAUACUACAGCAGGAUGUAUGUGUGGCAUACCAGCCGGAAGAAAAUGUCACAUUGAUUGUAAAUAUUGCCAUUAGGCAUUAAAUGGAUUUAUGUGUAUAUUGUACCUAUACAUUAAUAAAAAUGAUUUAAUGCAGUGCUUGAAAAAUCCAUUUAAAAAGUUAUUAACUACCUUAUAAAAAAGAAACUUCGUUCAUUUAUCUUUUAGUCUAAAAGAAGUUAAUUAGUAUUUUCUUCAUUCCUACAUGGGAACUUAUUUUUUACGUAUUUA
Molecule: messenger RNA, 2758 nt
Organism: Diuraphis noxia (Russian wheat aphid)
Lineage: Eukaryota; Metazoa; Arthropoda; Insecta; Hemiptera; Aphididae
Biological process (GO): proteasome-mediated ubiquitin-dependent protein catabolic process; protein linear polyubiquitination
Cellular component (GO): LUBAC complex
Molecular function (GO): ubiquitin binding; ubiquitin-protein transferase activity
Source: RefSeq, a predicted model, not a curated record